UUACUGAAUUGCGUUAUCCAUGGGAAGGCGAGGAGCGGCGUGCCAAGUGCGCGCCCCUAUGGCACCGUACAGCAGAGCCUUACAUCUAUGAUCCAUGACUCCGUUUUUUUAAAUAUUUAGGCUGUUUCAUUUUACCCUUUCUGCUUGCUCGGAAUAUUGGGUCUAUUUUAUAGUGAAGAGCACUAGCCAUUUUUGUCUGGCGGAGGUAGUUUCGUGGACGAAUAUUUUUUUACGCAUCCGCAAAAAAGUUUGUUUUUAAUUCAAUUUCAAAAUUUUACUGAGGAUAACUGUCAUUUAGCGAGAACCACUACAACAAGCCUUCGUAUAAAUGUAAAGUGACAUUAAAUGGUCUGAAAACGCCUUGUUGACCACUCAGAGAAAAAGAUGUGGGGACUACCGAAGCCGAGGUAUGCAAACUGCAAUGCCUCGGAUUCAAGCGAGGAGACCGAGAUCUACGUGAACAUUGGGGGAGUGAGGCAGGUGCUACACGGGGACAUUUUAAACCGCUUUCCGGAGACUAGGCUAGCCGAGCUGGUUAACAGCGCCUCCGGGAAUUCCGAUACAAUUUCCUCCCUUUGUGAUGACUACGACCCUGGCAAAGGCGAGUUUUACUUUGACAGGGACCCGGACGCUUUUAAAUGCAUUAUUGAACUUUAUUAUUUCGGUGAAAUCCACAUGAAACGGGGCAUUUGCCCCAUUUGCUUCAUCAAGGAGAUGGAAUUCUGGAAAAUCGACAUAGGUUUCCUGGACGAGUGCUGUAAGAGUAACCUUAGCGAGAAGGAGGAAGAGCUGGCAGAGAUAGCAAACAAGGUAAAGCUUAUUCUUGAAGAUAUGCAGGGGGAGCCCGCGGCCAACCGCUGGGAGAGAUGCCAAAAGUUCCUGUGGAAGUUGAUGGAGAAGCCGGAGUCGUCCUUGCCCGCACGCACAAUCGCCAUCGUAUCCUUCUUCUUCAUCCUAAUCUCCUCCGUGGUGAUGUGCAUGGGAACCAUCCCCGACCUGCAGGUGGAGGACGCCGAAGGAAACCGUGUGGAGCACCCGACGCUCGACGCUAUCGAGACCGCCUGCAUCGGCUGGUUCACCGUGGAGUACUUGUUGCGCUUGGCUUCCGCCCCGAACAAAGUGCACUUCGCCCUGUCCUUCAUGAACAUCAUCGACUUUCUGGCGAUCAUGCCCUUUUACGUGGUGCUCGUCCUAACGUACCUGGGGACGGCCGUGAUGGAGCUGGCCAACGUUCAGCAGGCGGUGCAGGCGCUGCGCAUCAUGCGCAUUGCUCGCAUCUUUAAGCUGGCGCGGCACUCCUCCGGGCUGCAGACUCUCACGUAUGCGCUCAAGAGGAGCUUCAAGGAGCUGGGCCUACUGCUCAUGUACAUGGGCGUGGGAAUCUUUGUGUUUUCAGCGCUGGGCUACACCAUGGAACAGAGCCAUCCCGAAACACUCUUUAAGAGCAUCCCCCAGUCGUUCUGGUGGGCUAUCAUCACCAUGACAACGGUAGGGUAUGGGGACAUCUACCCUAAGACCACGCUAGGCCGAUGCAAUGCCGCUAUAAGCUUUCUAUGCGGGGUCAUCGCCAUCGCGCUGCCGAUCCACCCCAUCAUCAACAAUUUCGUCAUCUUCUACAAUAAGCAAAAGGUGUUGGAGACCGCGGCUAAGCAUGAACUUGAGUUGAUGGAACUGCAGUCCAGCGAGGGCGAAGCGACGCCAGCGACCCGGAAGUCCCGAAAACCCAGUUGCGCCGAGGUGUGGGACAGUGAUAACCCCCACAGUGACACCAACAGCCCGGUCCUGCCAGACGCGCACAGAACGCGGCAGCAGAGUUGCAAAUAAGUGGAGGGAAAGGCGAAUCGCGUCGCGAACAUUGCUAUAGCUAACUUGUGUGGUAUCAAAGACAUUUAAAGCCACUCAUGCGUCCGUACUGCGCCAAAUCCAUUCAGACAUAGCUAGUUGUAUUUUUACAUUUGUCAAACUGUCCGCUCAAGUAAAGAUCAAUAAAAUGACGGUGCAUAUAUGAUACUUAAUUUUUUUUUUUUUUCGACAGCCUGAAGGUCUUCUUAUCUCACGUGUGACAAUUGUUUCCUGUUGGGGUGUUUAUUUCAUCAUUGUUCAAUAAAGUGCUUGCAUGAGAACGAA
Messenger RNA from Conger conger (European conger), 2127 nucleotides. RefSeq names its product potassium voltage-gated channel, subfamily F, member 1b (gene kcnf1b). Lineage: Eukaryota; Metazoa; Chordata; Actinopteri; Anguilliformes; Congridae. The transcript has a single exon. Gene Ontology annotation, biological process: protein homooligomerization; potassium ion transmembrane transport. The record is from RefSeq and is a predicted model, not a curated record. Bases 385 to 1824 code for a protein of 479 amino acids. Gene Ontology annotation, cellular component: membrane; voltage-gated potassium channel complex. Gene Ontology annotation, molecular function: voltage-gated potassium channel activity; protein binding.